This is a messenger RNA of Etheostoma cragini (Arkansas darter), 2495 nucleotides long. RefSeq names its product inhibin beta B chain-like. Gene Ontology annotation, molecular function: growth factor activity; cytokine activity. Lineage: Eukaryota; Metazoa; Chordata; Actinopteri; Perciformes; Percidae. Gene Ontology annotation, biological process: SMAD protein signal transduction; BMP signaling pathway. The coding region runs from base 1 to 1176 and encodes 391 amino acids. The record is from RefSeq and is a predicted model, not a curated record. Gene Ontology annotation, cellular component: extracellular region. The transcript has 2 exons.
AUGAGUAGCCGUCUUCUCCGACUGGCACUCCUCGUGGCUUGCGCGCUCUCUGUCCGCUGCACCGCCGCCGCGCCCGGCACCGACGCGGAGGCGCGCACGGCGCCCCGGGGAUCCUGCGCGUCCUGCGGCGUGGCCCAGCCGGAGGACCCGGAGUCGGGCCGUCUGCGCGUGGACUUCCUGGAGGCGGUGAAGAGGCACAUCCUGAGCCGGCUGCAGAUGCGGGAGAGACCCAACAUCACGCACCCGGUGUCGCGGGCGGCCAUGGUGACGGCGCUGCGCAAGCUCCACGCGGGGAAGCUGCGCGAGGACGGGAGGGUGGAGAUCCCCAACCUGGACGGGCACGCGAUGAGCAACGAGGCGCUCGAGGAGAGCUCGGAGAUCAUCAGCUUUGCGGAGAAAGAUGACAUCGUGACCUCCAAGUCCAGCCUGUUCUUCCUGAUCUCCAGCGAGGGGAACCAGAACCUGCACGUGACGCAGGCCACGCUCUGGCUCUACUUCAAGCUGCUGCCGCCGCCGGCGGAGGUGCGCACCCGGCGGAAGGUGACGGCGAAGGUGUACUACCAGGAGCCGGGCCUCGGCAGCAAGUGGAACCUGGUGGAGAAGCGGGUGGAGCUGAAGCGCAGCGGCUGGCACACCUUCCCGCUAACGGACGCCGUGCGCCUGGUCUUCGAGAAGGGCGAUCGGCGCCAGAACCUGGACGUGCGUUGCGACGGUUGCGAGGCAGAAGGCGUCGUGCCCAUCCUGUUGAACCACAACGACGAGUCGCACCGCCCGUUCCUCGUGGUGCAGGCGCGACAGGUGGAGAACCAGCACCGCAUCCGUAAGAGGGGGCUGGAGUGCGACGGCAGCAGCAGCCUGUGCUGCCGCCAGCAGUUCUACAUAGACUUCCGGCUCAUAGGCUGGAACGACUGGAUCAUCGCGCCGUCGGGGUACUUUGGGAACUACUGCGAAGGGAACUGCCCAGCCUACAUGGCGGGCGUCCCCGGGUCGGCCUCGUCCUUUCACACGGCGGUGGUGAACCAGUACCGCAUGCGUGGGAUGAGCCCCGGCUCCAUGAACUCGUGCUGCAUCCCCACCAAGCUCAGCACCAUGUCCAUGCUCUACUUCGACGACGAGUACAACAUCGUCAAGCGGGACGUUCCCAACAUGAUCGUGGAAGAGUGUGGCUGCGCUUGAGUGGGUGUUAACCGCCGGUUAUUUAAGGUGGAACUGAAGAACUUAACCGCAAACACAUUUACGAUAACACAACAACAACAAAAUGAAUAGAAACAGAAUAUUUAUGGACGAUGGAGAAAACAUGAGCACACACAAUCUCACCCACACAUAUCGACACACCCUCGUGUACGCCUGCACAAAAACUUGUAUAUAUAUUUAUGUCUGUUGAUAUAUUUUGAUAUUAAACUGUUUCUGUGUAGAAACGAUUCAGUCUCCUUUAAAGGGACGUGAAGAGUUCUCUUCCGAAUCUUAAAAAAAUCCACUUUGGAAAAACAAUCAAUCAAAACCGAAGUUCCUUGUUACAUAUCUCUAAGAUAUAGAGGAUCUGGUUCGCUAAGACUUAUGUAACCUACCUAUGUAGCCUUUAAAAGCAGCAUCAUGAUGUAAUUCCCUGCUAUCAGUCACGUUGUUAGAGUAGCUACGUGUGUGUAGAAGUUGGGGAAUUAAACUCGUGUAUAAGUUGAACCCAACAUAGAUGGCAAAGAAAACGUCUCCAGAGGAGCCUUACGGGAAGAUCGUCUCGGGUUACUUAUGUAACCCUUGUUCCCCGAGAUAGGGGAACAGGGUGAUUCAGCUACGCCUCUUUCAAGACAAUCGUGUGCAAACACACGGGACAAGCACUGAAAACGCAAUCAGUCAAACUUUAACAUACAGCACUUCUGGCCAAUCACACAACCUCUUAGAGGGACGUUGUUCCACGAUAAAACACGUGGAUUCAGACUUUUUGGGACGCAUUCCAACACUCGGACAGACGCUGAAAAACCCAAUCUGAAUGGACUUAUCAACCAGGUUGACGCAGUCAACAAACAGUGAAAUCAUCCUCUUGUCUUUUCAUUGUCUUAGUUGUUGAGGACGCACUGUUGCAUGUUUCUAAAUGUUGGAGGAGGAACUUUUUAUAGGGUGACCCCGACUUGUGAUGGGAAGUGUUGUGCUGGGUAGAAAGGGAUGUUUUGAUCCACACUUCCCUCAAAUUCUCAACUCCUGUCUGCAAAUCAUGAAUCCAUUUCUAUAAUGAGUGAUUUCUGCACUCCUUUACUUAAAUCUAAGAACUUGCAACCUCAAAUUACAAAAUCGAGCACCAAGUUAUACCUCAAAGUUACAUCUUUAAUACUACUCAGAUGUGCUACAGGUCGAUUUGGAUGUUGAGAGUUGAACUUCAGGCUCAUCAGAGAGAAGGAAGGGGACUAAUCGUUUGAGAGCAUGAUUUUGGCUACAUCUACAAUACUGCACGUUACGCCUCUCGUCCACACAGUUUGGGCCUUUCCAAGCCCCUAAAUUGG